AUGGGGUCGCUGUUGAAGACAACAUCAUUCUCUGAGUCCGAGAACAGCUUUUUCAAAAGGUACACAAAACCCCACUUCAAUCUUGCUGACUUUGUGAUGCACUACAACAGCGCGGUAGAUGCUCAACGUAACCUAUCAGAAAGGCUCGAUUUCGUUGAUGCUACAAAAGUCCUCUUCCUCUCAACGGAGCUCUUAUUUGAGAACCACGCAGCAUAUAUUUAUACAAAUCGCAUCUUUCAGCAAGUUCAAAAUGAGAUCGUCGAGGCUCAUCAACGUUGCAGAAUGACUCACUUCGAGAUGGAAGAUAAUACUGAGAUUUACACAAUAACGGACAGCCUUCGAAAUAAAGUUGUUGUCCGCCACGAAGUUGGCACCGAAUCGUACCACUGUGAUUUUUCACUAAUUGAUCGCAAGCGAGUUGUAACAGCCAAACUGCAUUCACUAUACAUUCACUUAGUCCAACGAGCACAGAGCAAUGACGAUGACAUUGUUGCAUUAUUCGACGGAAUGGAAGAACUUAGUCAAAAACUCUUUGGGGGUACAGUACCUUCAUGGUCUUCCAUGGAUAAAGCACAGAGGAUUGAGGGUCUGUACGGGGCAUCUCGACCGAGUGUUGUUAACGUGCACCCUCCCGAUGUAGUGAGUACAAAGGGAUCUGGCAGCAGUUCUGGAAAGUGA
Salvia splendens (bonfire salvia) is the source of this 678-nucleotide messenger RNA. RefSeq lists its product as uncharacterized. The record is from RefSeq and is a predicted model, not a curated record. NCBI's taxonomy places the organism in Eukaryota, Viridiplantae, Streptophyta, Magnoliopsida, Lamiales, Lamiaceae. The transcript has 2 exons. Bases 1 to 678 code for a protein of 225 amino acids.